AUGUUGACUACUACCAUCUCCUUACUGAUAGCUGUGACAUACCUGCUGGUGACAUUGGCAUACACUUGCGACAUAAGUGUUAACGUCAUCGCUCAGACCGAUGGCCCUAUUUACGCACGAUUCAAAUUUCACAACGGAACCAAAAGCAAAAUAUAUCACCUCAGGCGGAAAGACGACAAGAAAACACUGCGCAUCAAAGACAGCGUAUGCAAUCUGCAGCCAACAAUUUUGAGAACUUAUCAGAAACACCCCGGCCCAGGCGUGAAGUCCUUUGGAAAGACAAGCGCUUUCAUUGAAGGAGUCGGUUCAGCUAACUAUUUAGUGUAUCGUGAUUCGGCUCCUCGUAUGGGAAUGAGAGUUGGAGUAACAUGCGCAUUUGGCGGUUGUACCGCAGUUGGAAGAUGA
This is a messenger RNA of Cylicocyclus nassatus, 405 nucleotides long. Lineage: Eukaryota; Metazoa; Nematoda; Chromadorea; Rhabditida; Strongylidae. The record is from the annotation of a GenBank genome assembly.